Molecule: messenger RNA, 630 nt
Organism: Ceutorhynchus assimilis (cabbage seed weevil)
Lineage: Eukaryota; Metazoa; Arthropoda; Insecta; Coleoptera; Curculionidae
Source: the annotation of a GenBank genome assembly
AUGGCUAAUAAUAAAUGUGAUAUUUGCGAAGAAAAAAUACCGGAUGGAACAAAAGUGGUGUGCUGUGAUAGCUGCCACGUUAUCAUGCACCCUGUUGAAGCGUGCACAGGGUUGAAUGCGUCUGAAUUACGAGCUGCUGUGAUACAAAAACGCACAUUGAUGUUUUUCUGUAAGACUUGCAGAGAAGCUUUCAGAGCUGCGCCUGCUCUUGUUAGGCAAAUAAAGGACCUCAAAGAGGAAAUUGAGGGUAUUAAAAGGGAGUUAGAAGGGGUAAAGAUGCAAAAAUGUACACAUGGUGAGACAGAGGUUGAUACCAAACAGAUCUUUACUGAGUUCCAGGAAAGAGCAAAUAAAUCCAAAAAUUUUAUUAUUUUUAAUGCAAAGGAGUCACAGAGUGAUGAGUUGUCUGUACGAAUUGAGGAUGAUAAGAAAGUAGUUCAGGAGGUAUGCAGACUAUUGGAUGUACAACAGAGUGUCAAUGGAGCAGAAGUGAUUGAUAAGGUUCUUAGGUUGGGUACGAAAAAGGAAGGCUAUAAUAGGCCCUUAAAAGUUGUAUGCACCGAUCCAUCAUUUGUGAAACGAGUAGUAAAAGCUAAAAGGAAGUUGCUGGAGUCUGCCUAUAUAAGGUGA